Messenger RNA from Penicillium soppii, 642 nucleotides. RefSeq lists its product as uncharacterized. The record is from RefSeq and is a predicted model, not a curated record. The transcript has 2 exons. NCBI's taxonomy places the organism in Eukaryota, Fungi, Ascomycota, Eurotiomycetes, Eurotiales, Aspergillaceae. The coding region runs from base 1 to 642 and encodes 213 amino acids.
AUGUCAAGGCGCACUAUAUAUGAUCUGCUUGAUGCUAAGCACCUGCUCUAUCGUACAACGAGUGGUAUAACCCUAUUGAGACCCAUCGAGGCCCUAAUGACUGCAACAACUACAUCUUCAAGGGCCCCUUCGACAAUACCAACCCCGAAUGGUCUUCCCCUCUAUACCGUCGUCUCGAUGUUCCCGCUCUGCUCUUCAACACUUAUACCACCAAAUACCAAGCUCUAUGACGCAAACAACACUUUUGCUGACCACGUUAAGAGCGACCCUUUGCCUGAGCACUCCUACUUAUCCAACAGCUUCUACGCCGACCAGCCCUCCACCGGUGCAAUCUGGCUCAACUCGUGGCUUGACCUCCAUCUUCCCGAGCUAGAGGCUCAGGGUACACUCGUAGUUGCUACCUUUGACGAGAUAACCUGGCAGAACAAUGAUGAUUACAGCCCCAACAAUGACAAACACGUCGAGGCCAUGUGUUUCGGUGCCAGCAUCACCCCCGGCACUAAGGACGACAUCUAUAUCACUACCUACGGUCUUCUCGGUAGUGCCAUCCAGAACUUUAGCCUCGGCUCUCUCGGUCGUAACCACACCAACGCCACCAGUAGUGAUCUAAUUCUUUCAAAAUUUUGUGCUAUAAACUCCUAG